Drosophila takahashii is the source of this 1634-nucleotide messenger RNA. Lineage: Eukaryota; Metazoa; Arthropoda; Insecta; Diptera; Drosophilidae. The record is from RefSeq and is a predicted model, not a curated record.
AAAGCGGUUUGAUUACAUUGUAAUUAAAGAUUUAACUAUAGAUUUUGUAGAUUUAUUAUUAUUUCUUAAAUAAAUCAUACGUCCCCCUCUACAAAUUGAUCACCAUACCUCCCAUGACAGAGUGUCCCCCAAACUGGCGAUCUCAAAUGUUUGAUUUGCUUUUAAUUUCAUUUCGAACUUUGAAUCCAUGGGAACUGGGCGGCGAUAGAUGAUCUCUCGACGGGGAACACCUUCGAUCUAAGUUUUCUACCACUUCUCUGUUAGAAAUCAAACGAUUAGGGCUGUUUUGUGGCACAGAGUCUUAUCAGGGCAACCCGAUAAAGUUGAGCCGUAGGAACAUACGUAUAUAGGAGUCCGCUGGGGGAUCGUCCAAUUGGCUCAAAGUGCGCACCGCCAGCGUUUAAAGUGCAGAACGGGCUAAUCAUUCAUUUAUAGGGAAACUUUAUGGACGACAUUUCGAUAAAAUAAAAUACUAGCGAAACUUGUUUUGUUUGAUUCCCCUCCAGGGCCAAUAACUACAGCCUGUAAUAAUAUACUACAUAAUUAAAGACGGCGUAAUCUUAUCGACGCUUGCUCGGAAUCCGUGGGCUCCGUUUGUCAGCGGAAGUCUUUGACGGCAGUUGGCGAACCAGCAGCAAUCCGGACGGAAGCGAAGCACCGACAUGCGAUCUAAAGAUCAAGAUCUUAUAUCCCUAAUGGACGCGGAACUGGACCGUUUUUCACUGGAUGAUCAGAGUAACUAUGGCGUUUGCCUAGAGGAUUUGCAAUUGUUUGCUCAGCUGGAGGAUCUCUCCGGAGAUAUCAAUCCGGGUUCGGAAUUCGAUCUGCUGGAACUAGUGAGUCCCAGGAUCUCUGAGCAAAAGCAGACUACACUGGUUAAUCACAAACCCAAGCGGGCACGACGAGCUGGAAGGGACCACACCUGCGACGUUUGCGAAAGACGCUUCUCGGAGGCCUACAACCUGCGCAUCCACAAGAUGACCCACACGGACGAGAAGCCGCAUGUGUGCGAGGAGUGCGGCAAGGCCUUCCGGCAGAUGAACAAGCUGCGCAUCCAUGCGGUGACCCACACGGCGGAGCGGCCGCACAAGUGCGAUAUUUGCGGGAAGGGAUUCCGGUACGCCAACUACCUGGCUGUCCAUCGACGGCUGCAUACGGGAGAGAAGCCUUAUGCCUGUCUGGUCAAGGACUGUCGUCUCUCCUUCCACUCCAUCCACGCCCGUCGCAUCCACACGAAGCUAAGGCACUCGGCGCAGACGGAGCAGGAAGAGCGAGAGACUUCCGCACUGAGUUUCACCUGCCCAGUUUGCAGCCGGGUGCUCACCGAUCAAUGCUAUUUGAGCGUCCACCUGAAGCGGCACUACAACCAGCGGGACUUCGCCUGUGCGCAGCCGCAGUGCGGCAAGCGAUUCUUCAGCGCCUCGGAGCUGAAGCACCACCAGAUCGCCCACUCCCAGCUGCGUCCCUUCGCCUGUCCCAUCUGUCCGGCGCGAUUCCUGCGCAAGUCCAAUCACAAACAGCACCUCAAGGUGCACGAGCGCUAAACUAUUGAUUUCAAGAACACUAGGGAUCACUAAGGAGAAAUUAACAUAAUUUAGCCAUUAAGGUAAAAUAAACAUUUAUUAAAAAGUAAA